Suillus bovinus is the source of this 537-nucleotide messenger RNA. RefSeq lists its product as uncharacterized. The record is from RefSeq and is a predicted model, not a curated record. The coding region runs from base 1 to 537 and encodes 178 amino acids. Lineage: Eukaryota; Fungi; Basidiomycota; Agaricomycetes; Boletales; Suillaceae. The transcript is spliced from 6 exons.
AUGAAGUUCAUCUCACUCACCAUUAUGAUGAUGUCUGCUGCAAUGCCAGUACUGUCGGGCACAAUGACAGCACAAGAAGACCCCAACAGAAUGUCAUGCGGCAGGCCUGGACAGUACGAGUGCGGAUAUUUCUCGAGUUAUAACAACGGCAAUUCGUUUGUGUUUUUCUGUUCUGAAGACAAGAAAACAAGUGUCGUUGUGAAAUGUGACAAGUGUCCGCAGUGCUGUGACGUCGGUAAAGCAAGUGAUGGUAGAUGGCACCGCAAGGCAGAUCUGACAAAAUGUUUGAGUGCGUGCGUCAGCGCUGCACAGCACGACGGGUUGGACAUGAUUGACGCCGAGCCGACGAUGUACCAAGUGCAAUUUUUGAUCGUUCCUUUUGUGUUCAGCGAUGUUGGACAAAUGGUUUACGGCUCUUCAGACUUUGAGUUAGCUGUCGUGGAGCGGACUUGUUUUUCGGCUGGAGGCUCCGAUGGCGGCCCCCAACCUGUGCGAGAGAGAGCCGAGGUGGGCUGCGAGGGCGGGUGGCAGGUCUAG